This is a messenger RNA of Nanorana parkeri, 689 nucleotides long. It is a transcript of the gene HACD4, whose product is annotated as 3-hydroxyacyl-CoA dehydratase 4. Gene Ontology annotation, cellular component: endoplasmic reticulum membrane. Lineage: Eukaryota; Metazoa; Chordata; Amphibia; Anura; Dicroglossidae. Gene Ontology annotation, molecular function: 3-hydroxyacyl-CoA dehydratase activity. Gene Ontology annotation, biological process: sphingolipid biosynthetic process; fatty acid elongation; very long-chain fatty acid biosynthetic process. The transcript has 8 exons. The record is from RefSeq and is a predicted model, not a curated record. Bases 12 to 671 code for a protein of 219 amino acids.
GCCUGUCCAAUAUGAAGAACUAUCUUUCCUUUUAUUAUCUUUUACAAUUUUGUGGCAAUUCCUGGAUCUUUACCAAUAUGACAGCCAGGCUUCUUUUCUUUGGAAAAGAUUCUUUUGCUGAUACAUUUUACACAAUUGGGAUGGUGAUGCAGGCCUGCCAGCUACUGUCUGUCUUGGAGCUGCUACAUAUUCUGCUGGGCAUAGGACAACAACCUUUCAUGCCAAAGUUGUUUCAGGUAACAGAGAGGCUAGUCAUCCUCUUUGUGGUCAUCACCAGCCAGGAAGAAAUGCAGAGCAAAUGCAUAGUGUGUUUUCUCUUCUUUCUCUGGAACCUUUGGGAUGUCAUAAGAUACCCAUCCCAUCUGUUAUCAGUGCUUGGAACAGAUUACCCAGCUCUUACUUGGCUCAAUCACACAUUAUGGAUCCCAGUUUACCCUUUGUCAUUGCUGGCUGAAGUGUACACAGUCUAUGAAUCGCUCCCCUAUUUUGAAUCCUUUGGCACAUUUUCCUACAAUAUGGUUCUGCCAUUUGCUGUAUCUAUUUAUUUCCCAUAUAUUUUAAAGGCAUACUUGACUCUUCUACCCGCAGGAAUGCUGUACACGUGCAGCCACCUCUUUUCUGAAAGAAGACUUUAUCUCAAAGUGCGUAAUGGAAAGAUGAAAAUGAAAUAAUGGAAAGGUUUUUUUGCA